Molecule: messenger RNA, 1603 nt
Organism: Photinus pyralis (common eastern firefly)
Lineage: Eukaryota; Metazoa; Arthropoda; Insecta; Coleoptera; Lampyridae
Product: gamma-sarcoglycan
Exons: 6
Coding region: 206-1336 (376 amino acids)
Biological process (GO): cardiac muscle tissue development; heart contraction
Cellular component (GO): sarcolemma; sarcoglycan complex
Source: RefSeq, a predicted model, not a curated record
CCGGAGACAUCAGAAGCACAUCGCAGUUUCUCUGAUGUAAAAUAGCGCACGCGAAGAGCUUUGUCGUAAAUUUUGCCGCAUGACUCUAUACUGUUCUUUGUCAUAGUUCAAAGAAUACUUUAGUAUAACGCUCCUGAGGUACUGUAGCAGUUUUAAAUGUUAGUUUAUCAAUAGUUGUGCACGAAAGCAAUACGAACUGUUUAAAAUGCCAGUUGAAGAAGAAUUGUAUUUAACCGGCACAACUGGUCGGACUCAGAGCAUAUAUCAGCAACCCUCAACAGGAGAGAAGCACGUACUCUUUUACCCGACGAGUCCAGCACCCUCCGCUAACUCCGAAGAGCGUCGCAGUUGGUCUCAGGCAUCUUCAUCUGCUGCCGCUAAUGCGACGAGCAAUCACAAGAUAUCCAAUAAUAAUCAGGAUAAUUCCAGAACGAAAAAAUCCGACGGCAUAAUGUCAAACCCCCAAGAAGUGGAACGAACGCAAGACACAAAUAGUUCGAGACAAUCUGAAUCAAAAUAUCACUUCAAAAUCGGAAUUUACGGCUGGAGAAAGCGAUGCCUUUAUAUUCUAAUACUAGGACUCUUAAUUAUGGUUAUAAUUAACUUAGCUUUAACGUUAUGGGUACUUAAAGUAAUGGAAUUUUCAUCGCAAGGUAUGGGUCAACUCAGGAUAGUUGCUGGUGGUUUACGUUUGGAAGGACGAGCGUUCGUUUUAGAUGCGUUAAUAGCUAGCACAAUUCGUUCACGCGCUGGCCAACCUAUUGUAAUCGAAUCUAGUAAAAACUUUACCAUAACAACGAGGAACGUUGCAGGUGCAAUGGAUAAUCGGAUAUUUUUAGGAAAUGAUCGUUUCGAGUGCCUAACAGAUAACUUUAAAGUAAUAAACACAAAGGGAAGUGUACUGUUCUCAGCGGACCACAAGGAAGUAAUCUUGGGGGUGGAUGUGCUACGAAUAACGGGCGAAGGGGGUACGGUUUUCCACGGCUCCGUUCAAACUCCGCUAGUGCGUGCCGAGUCCGGCCACGAUUUAAGAUUAGAAUCGCCGACAAGAUCGUUAGAAAUUCGCGCUCCAAUGGGAAUCAAUGUAGAAUCAAGAUCCGGAGACAUUAAAUUAAUGUCACUUAAUGACAUCAAAUUAAAGUCUGUCGCAGGGCAAGUUAAACUUGAGUCCAGUUCCAUUCUAAUGCCUCAAUUACCUCACGCCACAUCGUCCCCAAGAUCCGUGCAAACCAAAUCUGAUGAAAUCUUUCAGCUGUGCGUUUGCCGCAAUGGAAAACUUUUUAUUGCGCCCUCUCAUUCGGUGUGUUCAGGUUCGGAUGAGCACAUUUGUCGGUAAAAUCGGCUUUUAUUUUUAUUUCAUUUUUGUUGAUAGGUUAAUCGAACUCUGUAUAAAUACGUAUAAAUAUAAUUAAUGUGUAUAUAGGUAAAUAGAAUUUAUUGAAUCGACGUAUUUUUAUCUCGCCUGGUGUUUAUAAUGUACAUAUGUAAAUUAAAAUGUGUAAAAUUAUACCGUACAGGAGUUUGAAUCCUAAUAAGUUUUGUAAUUAUUUGUAUAAUUAUUACUGUUAGCUAUGGCGCCUAUUACUUGAAUUAUUUAGAGAUA